This is a messenger RNA of Nomia melanderi (Alkali bee), 1784 nucleotides long. It is a transcript of the gene Sergef, whose product is annotated as secretion regulating guanine nucleotide exchange factor. NCBI's taxonomy places the organism in Eukaryota, Metazoa, Arthropoda, Insecta, Hymenoptera, Halictidae. The record is from RefSeq and is a predicted model, not a curated record.
UUGCCAGAAUGUAUGUGUCCUCCUCUUCACUUACAUCUCCUAAGUACAAGUCGGCGGUGAUAUCGUGGGCGUUUAGUUUAACGUCUUUCAAAGAAUAAUUCAGUUCCGCUAACCUGCGAGAAAAACAUACAUUCCGUCUUUCGCACCGCAAAAUAGAAAUAAUCUUCGAUUUCUUUUCUCUAAUAUAUUACGUACCAUUUUGCGGUGUGCAAUAAUCCUCGUUGAGAACAUUCGCCUAUCGCGCGUAAAAGGUCAGUCUUAACCUCCUUAAUAUCAAACUUUAUAGAUUCCUCCAUGUCGUGAAAAUACGUCUCAUCGACUUUACAUUCAGUUCUUAAGAAUUAUUAGAGCUAUUUAAAUCACGAUCCCACGCAUUUCAGCGAAAUAAUUGAUCUUUUUGCGAUUCAAAUGUACACCGAAUGCAAGGGCCAUAUGUACAUAAACAUGUUUUGUCGCCAUCUACAACGCAUAAUCAAGAAUAUAUAACAGCUUUAUAAUUUCAUCUUGGAAUCUUUACUUCAGUGUGCAUGUAUCUACAUUUUAAUCGAAUGUAUUCUUGACCACGCGAAAGAACGAGCAACAAUGAACUACUGCUUAAUUUCAUGGGGUGCUAAUUCUCAUGGUCAACUUGGACAAGGCGUUCGAACGGAGGAAUGCCUUCUACCUCGUGAAGUCGAUUUGUCCGGUUGUUCGUUGGAAUCGCGAAAGAUAGUUAAAAUAACCGGUGGUGCUGGACACACGUUGAUUUUAGAUAAUGACGGUCGCGUAUAUUCUUGCGGUUGGAACAAUAAGGGGCAAACGGGUUUUCCGAUUGGCGAGGAGUCACUGUCUUUCCGGGAAGUGGAAGGCAAAUUGAAAGGCAAAAUUGUCAUUGAUAUCGCAUGCGGCUGGGAUUGUUCGGCUGCGUUAACAAUAGAAGGCACCUUAUUCUUAUGGGGCUCGAAUUGUUUCGGACAGUUGGGGAAACAUCCGAGUACCGUUCAAUGGACACACGAGCCCCUACAAGUUGCUCUCGAUCGAAUAAUUAAACGAGUUUCCAUAGGCUUAAGGCACAUAGCUCUAGUAACGAAAGAUCGUAAGGUUUUGGUGGCAGGCUCCGGCAAUAAAGGACAAUUAGGCUUGAGCCACUCAAGAGAGGAAGAAUUUUUCGAUGCGAUGCACACCUUCGCGGAAGUUCCGACGCUAGAAAAUGUGCAAGACGUUACUUGUGGCCAACGCCAUACAGUGGCGAUAACGAACGACGGAUACCUUUAUGCCUUCGGUGACAAUAAGCACGGUCAGCUGGGAUUGGAUACCGAUACCUGUUCGAAAACGUCUUUCCCGACAAGACUACCUGAUGUUCGGUUUAAUUCGUCGGUUAUAAUAGCAAGCGGGUGGUCGCACUCAAUCGCAUUGAGCGGUGGUCAAGUUUUUUCAUGGGGGCGAAACACGUACGGACAAUUAGGUUCCGCGACGCCUAAGAGUCCAUCUUCUUCUUGGAAAAUCGUGCAAGUCGACGGUCUCGCGGACAUCGCAGAAAUUUCAGUUGGCUCCGAACACAACGUUGCUUUAACUGAGGAUGGAAGAAUUUUAUGUUGGGGGUGGAACGAGCAUGGAAACUGUGGGACAGGUCAUACAACGGAUGUCAAGGUUCCGAAGCAGUUGUCAUAUUCGUCGGAUUUCACGGCGAUACGUGUUGGAAGCGGUGCAGGUCACUCGUUUGCUGUAAUCAAAAAAUUCCGAUGAAUUUGUGUGUCGCUUACGGGGCAAUUGAAUGCUCGGCGCUACGUUCAUUCAUGUAAAAU